CACUCCGCAUUCGAAACGCAUGGCCGGAGGGCGGGCACCACCACUGUACAUACCCGGAAACGCAACAUGCCCUUAUAGUCUCGCGCCCCCAAUUUUCAAACGUCGAGAAAAGCGAUCAGAUGUACCGACCGUAGCACCCCAAUAUGGCUAGCGACACUCCCUCGCUGCCCCCUACCGAGACCGCGGGCGCGCAUAUUGCUCCUGCAGAAGCGAAGCCCGAGAUUGAAUAUGACGACUUUGGGUUGCCGAUCAGGAAGCGCAGGCCAAAGACGCCUGUAGAGGACAGCUCAGACGAGGAAGAUUUUAAAGAUGCGAUAGCGGAGAAGCCAGAGGUCGCGAGUCAGGUCGACAUAGCAGCAAAGCCGCAGAGCAAGGUCGAGGCAGAGAAGGCAGUAGAGGACAUAGUGGAGCGCGUUAAAGAGAGGAAGGCAGCUGAGGCAGCGGAAGCAGCGGAGGCAGCAGAGGCAAGCCAUGCGCAAGCUGCGUCAGCAACCGUCAAUGGACACGUUAGGGUGGACGAGGUUGAGGUCACGCAAGAAGAGGAGAGCAAGGAGCUGAAGGAGUCGAAAAACGACGUGUCAGAAAAUGUUACCGUGCCAACAACACAGACGAACGUUCCAGAGAAUGUCUCAAAGAUUGAGCACUCAGAGAAGCCCGAGAACGUUUCAUCGGACAACAAGGACACUGCAUCGAGCGAGUCCACCUCGAACGUAGCAACUAUUUCCAACAAACUCGACAAGCCUGUGGAACCACACCGCAAACAGAGCCCUAUCAACGAGUACUCUUACCAGAAUAUCGUUACGCAACCGAAUGCGGAGGAAGAAAAGGAAGAUGACGAUGGCGGCUGGCAGACCAUGCCCGCCUAUGCGCAGUAUGACAUGUACGAUGACAAUAACCGGUUGAUUGCGAAGGAAAAUCCUGAAGAGUUGAAAGACAUGCGUGGUUACGGAAAUGUCGGAGGCGCUGCAAAGGGCUACACCAGGGUUAUCGUCGACGACGAUGCAUGUUCUCAAACGAGUAUGGAUGACAACACUGCCUAUCUUUUCAAAGAGAAGACAACUGCGCUACACGACGAGGAUGAGGCUGUGCGCGAUCCGCUCAUGCAGAUGCAAGCCACCAAGAACCUUCUCACAGAGGGCCAGCGUGUAGCAUAUGUUGGCUUGGUGCGCCUUGCCAUGAUCGUAAUGGAGCGCAAGUUCGACAAGAUCAUCGAAAAGAAAAGCCGCCAGAUCAAGAAGGCGCUCGAUAUGCAGACCGAUACAACCAAGAUGUGGUCGCAGAAAAUGAUGGUCAGGCUGUAUGGGCACAUGGAUAUUAAUACUUCCGAACAGGUCAUGAUCGAGCAACUCACAGAGCACGGUGUGAUCCCUGCAGAUUUGACACCAGCAUUGAUGCAGAAUGCGCGAGUGAAAAAUCCUGCUGCGAAGGUGGCCGAGGAUUCGAAGGAGAAGGAAGAGUCGGGCUCAGCCCGUCCAUCAAUCUCUUCACCACGUCCAGAAGGGCACGACGAGAAGUCGAAGAACGCUUCAUCUACAAGUCUAAACGACUCACUAGCAUCACCGCCACCCCCACCCUACGAAGCGCACGAAGAUGACGACUACGAAUACCCCGAACCCACGACACCGUCACAGCUCCUUGAUAGCAAGAACCUCGAUAUCGAUCUCCGGUGGACCGUGCUGUGCGAUCUUUUCCUUCUUCUUGUCGCAGACUCAGUCUAUGAUUCGCGAUCGCGAGAGCUAUUCCAAGUUGUUGGCAAGUAUCUCAGUGUGGAUUGGCUUGAGAUCAGCCGGUUCGAGAAACGCGUGACAGAUGCCUUGGAAAUACAAGAAGAAGCAAACAAAGAAAACUGGAACGAAGAUGACCACAUGGAGACACGACGAAAACGAGCGCUGCGCAAGCGUCUGGCUUUCAUGGGCCUUGCGACAGUUGGUGGUGGUCUGGUCAUUGGUUUGUCAGCUGGCCUUCUCGCUCCUGUCAUCGGUGCAGGUCUAGCUGCUGGCUUCACAACCAUUGGUGUCGCGGGAACUGGUACUUUCCUUGCUGGUGCUGGUGGAACAGCGGUCAUCACUAGUAUUGCUGUAACGACUGGCGGUACAGUUGGUGUUCGUGCCAUGAAUAGGCGAACCGGUGCUGUGAAGACAUUCGAGUACCGUCCGCUGCACAACAACAAGAGAACCAACCUCAUUAUUACCUUGGCUGGUUGGAUGAGCGGCAAAGCUGAUGACGUUCGUCUGCCGUAUAGUACUGUGGAUCCAAUCAUGGGAGAUAUCUAUUCAGUUCUCUGGGAGCCAGAGAUGCUUAGGAGUAUGGGUGACACCAUCAACAUCCUUGCUACUGAGGCACUCACUCAAGGUCUCCAACAAGUCUUAGGCAGCACGCUUCUGACCGCACUCAUGUCCGCCAUGACCCUUCCUCUCGCCCUCACAAAGCUAUCCUACCUCAUCGAUAACCCUUGGUCUGUCUCGCAAGCGCGAGCCGACAUGGCUGGUCUCAUUCUUGCAGACUCGAUCAUUGACCGCAACCUCGGAACAAGACCGAUCACUCUAGUCGGUUUCUCACUCGGGGCCCGAGUUAUCUACGCCGCUCUGAGGGAACUCCAAGCCCGUGGUGCUUUUGGGUUGGUGCAAGACGUAUAUCUAUUCGGCACACCUAUCGUUGCAAACACGGAAGAAUACAUCAAGAUCCGUAGUGUUGUACCUGGGCGAUUCGUCAAUGGGUAUGCUACCAAUGACUGGAUCUUAGGCUACCUCUUUCGUGCAACCGGCGGUGGUGUCGCCCGCGUUGCGGGUCUCGCACCUGUUGAACUCCCCACAAUUGAGAACAUGAACGUUACCGAGAUGGUACCAGGUCAUAUGGCCUACCGUACGGCAAUGCCCAAACUGCUCCGUGAAGCUGGAUGGCUCGUCGAGUCCGAUGAGUUCGUUGAAAUCGAGGACCCAGACCCAGAAAACCACGAGCAGCGACAGCGCGAGCUAAUCGACGAGAUCGAAGCCGCGCGUCGUGAGUUGGAAAAGAAGAACGUCGAGAAGGAGAAGAAGGGCGGCAAACUCUCCUGGUGGCGCAAGAAGAAGGGCGACAAGAAGGACUGGGAAGUCUACGACAAGAACUCGCAAGCACACGUGCCCAUCGACAAAACCGCCGAUACCGCGACCAUCGCUGAGAACCCCGUCAUGUUCGAUAUUGAUGCGAUCCGCAAAGAGGUCGCUGCGCUCGCAGCCGAAAGCGCGGACAAACCGUAUAACGGCUACGAGGCCGACGCAUUCGAGAUCAAGGAAAUUAAGAGCACACUACCACCGAUGAAAAUCGACAUCUCCGUCGCAUCACCAACAACCACAGGUCCAUACACCGGGCUGCGCCAAACACAGAGCUUCAACGACAGCCUCAACGCCGCAACCAACAGCGGCAAAGCCAACAGCACCGGCGCCCUCACCCCCGCCGUCCGCCUCCCGCCCGGCUCGCAAUUCAGCAACGGCACAAGCGGCACCAAAGACUACGACGAGUACGACGAAUUCGACGACCCCGGCGCAGGAACCGUCUCCAUGACCUUCGACACCUCGUUCAACUCCGCGCCCAAGAGCGCCCCGCGCUCGCCACCCACACAGUCCGCUCCCGAGCGGUCCGCAUGGGACUCGCCCGAAGCCGUACGCAAGGACACCUGGGGCUCGCCCGACGCCGUGCGCAAGGAGACUUGGGACUCGCCGCCGCCUGCGCCGUCGGCCGUUAGUUGGGAGUCGCAGACCAAUGAUGCGCCUGGGCGGCCGCCGCUGCGCAGCGCGACGACGAUGCCGGCGGCAAAUCCGGGGUAUAAUGCCUGGGCGGAUGAGUUUGAGGAUGAUUUCGGGCAGGAGAAGGAGGUUAAGAUGAGUUUCAUGUGAGGUAAUGGAGGUUAUGUGAGACAAUUAAGAUCAUGUGAGAUGAUUGAGGUCAUGAGGGGGGGUGGCUGUUUGGGAUCUUGGGCUUUGCAUGGCUCCUUAUGGGUGGUGUUUUGGUUGCUCUGCGCGGCGCUGUGGUGCUUUGAUUUGUUCUGUCUUGUUCAACGGAGACGGAUAAGACGUGCAUUGGUGGUGUCGCUGUUGUUGGAUCUCAUUCAUUGAUAUUAUUACCAGAGACGUGCUUGGGAGGGAGGAGAGCGGGGUACAUAGUCUGUAUAAUACUAUAACAUACUCUGUCG
Messenger RNA from Boeremia exigua, 4171 nucleotides. RefSeq lists its product as uncharacterized. The record is from RefSeq and is a predicted model, not a curated record. NCBI's taxonomy places the organism in Eukaryota, Fungi, Ascomycota, Dothideomycetes, Pleosporales, Didymellaceae. The transcript has 3 exons. The coding region runs from base 144 to 3875 and encodes 1243 amino acids.